UCUCUCCCUCAACUCUGCUCACCAAGAGGAGAGGAGACCACCAUACACCGGCACAUUUGCGUGCCUAGCUUCGGGUCCUGAGUUUAUUUCAGCAGACUCUUAAACCGCAGAUAUGGCGGCCCUCGUGACUGUAUCCUCUGCUGCAGUCAGCGCCACAGGGCUGACGUCUAUCGGAAGCGGUGCGGCCGCCAAUCACACCGAGUCGGCCCUCACCCUCCGCUCCGUCUCCUUCUCCGGUCUCCGCAAAGACCACUCUCUCUGCGCCUCUGCCGCGUCCUCCUUUGCGCACGCCGCCAACGCCGCCGCCACCAACAAGCGCAAUGCGCCCGGGCAGAAGCGCGCAGCAGGCACGCGCGCAGCCGCGGCGGAGCCCGUGGUGGCGUCCGCGGCGUACGUUGCGCCGAAGAAGAUCCUCAUGAUGGGCGGCUCGCGCUUCAUCGGGCUGUACCUCGCGCGCGCGCUCGUGAAAGCGGGGCACGAGGUGACGCUCUUCACGCGCGGCAAGGCGCCCAUCGCGCAGCAGAUCCCGGGGGAGACCGACGCGGAGUUCGCGGAGUACUCCGCCAAGGUGAAGCACAUCAAGGGCGACCGCAAGGACUUCGACGGCGUGCGGAGACUGCUGCGCGGAUCGGGCUUCCAGGUGGUGUACGACAUCAACGGCCGCGAGGGCGCGGAGGUGGAGCCCAUCCUCGACGCGCUGCCGCGCCUCGAACAGUACAUCUUCUGCUCCUCCGCUGGAGUCUACCUCAAGUCCGACGUGCUUCCGCAUCGCGAGGAGGACGCCGUGGACCCCAAGUCGCGCCACAAGGGCAAGCUGGACACGGAGGCGCUUCUGCAGGCGCGCGGCGCGCCGUGGACGUCGAUCCGGCCCGUGUACAUCUACGGGCCGCUCAACUACAACCCCGUGGAGGAGUGGUUCUUCCACCGCCUCAAGGCCGGCCGCCCCGUGCCCGUGCCCAACUCCGGCACGCAGGUCACGCAGCUCGGCCACGUCAAGGACCUGGCUCGGGCGUUCGAGCUGGUGCUGGCCAACCCGCUGGCCAUCGGCGAGGUCUUCAACAUCUCGGGGCCGCGCUACGUAACCUUUGAUGGCAUCGCCAACGCGUGCGCGGAGGCCAUGGGCGCGCCCAAGCCCACGCUCGUGCACUACAACCCCAAGGACUUCGACUUCGGCAAGAAGAAGGCGUUCCCGCUGCGCGACCAGCACUUCUUCGCCAGCAACGACAAGGCGGAGGACCUGCUCGGGUGGAAGCCGCAGUUCGACCUCGUCGACGGGCUCCGCGACUCGUACCAGCUCGACUUUGGCCGUGGCACGUUCCGCAAGGCCGCGGAUUUCUCUGUGGAUGACAUGAUUCUGGCGAAAGCGGGGGUCGGCUCUUCCUCUUCCUCCCCUUCCUCCUCUGCUGCGGUCAGCGCCCCUGUGGCCGCCGUGGCGCAGGCGUCUGGAGCGGGCUUUAGCGUGCAGCAGCUGCAGACGAUGCCUCUGCCUCGGCUCCACGCCCUGGCCCGCGCCCGUGGCAUCCACCCCACCUCCCGCCCCGACCUCAUCCGCCGCCUUGCUGCUUCUGGCGUCGCACCCGCCGCCGCUGCUGGAACAGCUACUGCAGCAGUAGCUGGGGGAGCGGGAGUGGGGGGUGGGAGUGGGCUGAGCGUGGCUGAGCUGCAGGGGAAGAGCAUUGGUGAGCUGAGGGCUCUGGCUCGGGCCAGGGGCGUGAGGGGCGACACCAAGGCUGAGCUGGUCAAGCUGCUCAGCUCCGGUGCCGCUGCUGCUGCUCCUGCUGCUGCUGCUGCUGCUGCCAGCUCUGCUGCCUCGUGGAGCGCCCCAGCAGCGCCUGCGGCAAGCAGCAACGGGGCGGGGGCGGGAGCGUCAGCGCUGUCGGAGAAGCAGCUGCUGGCCAAGUCGGUGGGCGAGCUGCGCGCGCUGGCUGCACGCCGAGGCAUCCGCGGCGGCAACAAGGCCGAGCUCGUUAAGGCACUCGUGGCUGCUAGCAAGUAGUCGCUGCUGCUGCUGCUGCUGCUGGUAGCUAGUCGUGGUGUGAUAUGGAAGUACUUCGAGAGGCAGUAUUGAUUUUACCUGUACCCUGCAUGCUUUUAUUUUCCCCAGGUUAGGAUUUCUGCUGAGCCAGAACCGCUUGUCCCAAACCGAUGUUGCACUAAAAUUUGUGCAGGGUGUUUAUUGCCUCAUGGUGUAUGUAUUAGACUAAAUAUGAAAGAUAGUU
Molecule: messenger RNA, 2219 nt
Organism: Closterium sp. NIES-67
Lineage: Eukaryota; Viridiplantae; Streptophyta; Zygnematophyceae; Desmidiales; Closteriaceae
Source: the annotation of a GenBank genome assembly